This is a messenger RNA of Anolis carolinensis (green anole), 5419 nucleotides long. RefSeq names its product RAD50 interactor 1 (gene rint1). The record is from RefSeq and is a predicted model, not a curated record. The transcript has 16 exons. Gene Ontology annotation, biological process: endoplasmic reticulum to Golgi vesicle-mediated transport; retrograde vesicle-mediated transport, Golgi to endoplasmic reticulum; regulation of ER to Golgi vesicle-mediated transport. The coding region runs from base 116 to 2563 and encodes 815 amino acids. NCBI's taxonomy places the organism in Eukaryota, Metazoa, Chordata, Lepidosauria, Squamata, Anolidae. Gene Ontology annotation, cellular component: Dsl1/NZR complex.
GACUGUGGGGUUUGGGAGAGUUUGCUGCUGACGCGUCGCUGCGGGGGGCGGGGCAAACGAAGGGGGCGUGGCUUAAACCUGGAGGCCGCCGAAUAUUUCACCUUGUUCUGUGGAGAUGGCACAACCAUUAUUUGAAAGUGAAGAACCUUUGCUCUCCGAAGAGGACACUAAAGAGGAGGACGAGCCAGAGAAAGAUGCAAAAGAUUUGGAAGAGGCCGAGCCUUUUUGUCCUGCAGGUGAUGCUGAGAAGGAAGCCCUUAAGAUUGAAAAAGAGAGAAUGCCUCAAGACCCAGAGAACUGUGAUAUCCCUUUUUAUGUAUCUGAAUUUGUGGAAAGAGAGGUUGGCGUUGAUUGUGAUUCAUUAAGCAAGCUUGGCAGACUUAUUGAACUGCUGUUGGAAAACAAAAGGAAGUUAGAAGAGCAGGUACUUACAGUUUCAUCAGAAGUUCCCAAAAGAAUUCAGAAGGCCUUACAGAAUGCAGAGGAUUCUAAGAAGUCUCUCAAUCAGCUUCUAGAGAAGGAGAAUAUUUUGUGCGAUUCAAUUAAUAGCCAUUUGUUGACAUCCCAGCCAUGGAUGGAGGAUCUUGGUAUAUUGAUCAGUCAAGUAAAAGAAGUUGAACGGCAUCUUGCUUAUUUAAAAUUGAUUUCACAAAUAGAAGAAUUAAGUGACAAUAUUCAGCAAUAUCUUAUGACCAACAAUGUUCCAGAGGCUGCUACUACUUUAGCAUCUAUGGCUGAACUGGAUAUCAAGCUUCAGGAUUCAUCAUGUUCCCAUCUUCUUACUUUUGUAAGGUCUACUGUUCAGUUCUGGCACAAGAUCCUGAAGGAUAGGCUAUCAAGUGAUUUCGAGGAGACUUUAACUCAUCUUCACUGGCCAUUUGUUGGACCAGCACAAUCCCAGCCUUUUGGCUUGGCCGGAGCACCCAACAACGUCGUAGAGAUAUACAGUAACUUUGAGAUGCUGUUUUCUCAGCUUCUAAAACUGCAGACUACAGACGAACUAUUAAGCAAACCAAAGCAGCUUCCGGAAAAGUACCUUCUUCCCCCCACUGCACCUGUUAUAUUACCCAUGCAGAUUAUGGUGGGUCCUCUUCAGAAAAGAUUCAAGUAUCAUUUCACAGGAAACAGACAAACAAAUGUUUUAAGCAAGCCUGAAUGGUACCUAACCCAAGUGCUUAUGUGGAUUGGAAGUCACGCUAAGUUUCUUGAUGACAAAGUCCAACCAAUAUUGGACAAGGCAGGCUCUCCAGUCAAUGCAAGGAUGGAGUUUUCCCGAGCUUUGGUGAUGCUGAUCCUGGAGAAGUUGGCUGCUGACAUUCCUUGCUUGUUGUACGAUGACAGCCUCUUCUGCCACCUGGUCGAUGAGGUCCUUCUUUUUGAGAGAGAGCUACACAGUGUCCAUGGAUAUCUCAACAGCUUUCCCAGCUGUAUGCACAUUUUAUCAGAAGAGACCUAUUUUCAAAGAUGGCUAACUAUGGAGAGAAAAUUUGCUCUUCAAAAGAUGGACUCCAUGCUUUCAUCUGAAGCUGCCUGGGUAUCGCAGUACAAAGAUAUCACUGAUGUAGAUGAAAUGAAAGUCCCAGACUGUGCUGAAACUUUUAUGACUUUGCUGCUGGUUAUCACAGAUAGGUAUAAGCACCUUCCUACUGCUGCUAGAAAGCUACAAUUCCUAGAACUGCAGAAAGAGUUGGUGGAUGACUUCAGGAUACGACUAACUCAAGUUAUGAAGGAAGAGACCAGAGCGCCUUUAGCUUUCCGGUAUUGUGCAAUCCUAAAUGCUGUCAACUACAUAGCAACUGUAUUAGCUGACUGGGCUGACAACCUUUUCUUCUUGCAGCUCCAACAGGCUGCAUUGGAAGUUUGUUCUGACAGCAAUGCACUGAGUAAACUACAGCUUGGACAACUGGCUUCAAUGGAAAGUUCUGUCUUUGAUGAUAUGAUUAACCUUCUGGAGCGCCUAAAGCAUGAUAUGCUGACUCGUCAAGUCGAUCAUGUCUUUCGAGAAGUCAAAGAUGCAGUUAAAAUGUACCGAAAAGAAAGGUGGCUGUCUUUACCGUCUCAAUCAGAACAGGCAGUAAUGUCUUUGUCUGUCAGUGCCUGCUCACUUCUGCUCACCUUGAGAGACCGGCUGCUACAGCUUGAGCAGCAGCUUUGUUUCUCAUUGUUCAAAAUCUUUUGGCAAAUGCUUGCGGAGAAGGUGGAUUUGUUCAUCUAUCAGGAAAUCAUUCUGGCCAAUCACUUCAAUGAAGGAGGAGCUGCGCAACUCCAGUUUGAUAUAACCAGGAACCUUUUCCCUUUAUUUUCACAUUACUGCAAGCGACCAGAGAAUUAUUUUAAACAUAUAAAGGAAGCCUGUAUUGUACUGAAUUUAAAUGUCGGCUCAGCUCUGCUGUUAAAAGAUGUGCUACAAUCGGCUGCUGACAACCGAAGUGGAAUGAUCUCGAGUUCAAAUCAGCCUACAGCUGUAGCAGCAUUAAAUGAACUUGGAAUCUACAAGUUAGCUCAACAGGAUGUGGAGAUUCUUCUUAAUCUGAGAACAAAUUGGCCUAGUACUGGGAAAUAAGCAAAAAUAAUAGGUUGGCGAAACACUAAUUAGUAUUGUAUUUUAUGAGAAAACAAAUCCAAACUUUUGUAUGCUUUUCAGUUAUUUCGGGUGUUACAUUUAGUAUGUAAAAUUGCUUUUUUUAAGCCAAGAAGAAUCUGUUGGUUAUAUGCCAUAGUUUGAAAGAGCACUUUUAAACUGGCAAAGAUGAGUUGAUAUUAAGCUGAACAAUAUAUUUAACUUGGCAGGUAUUCUUGUCAAGAGCCAUUGGGAUGCUCUGUUGAGUCAUUGUAAUAAGGGGAACUCUUUUCAGCAGAUGUUACAACACAUUCCCCACAUGAUUGGGACGAACCAUGAAAGGAAUAGGUGAGGAUUGUUUCAAAAAUCUGGGAGAUUACAUUUUUAGUGUGAGCGAAGGUUGUUUUCCCUUGCUUGUCCUUGUGUCGCCGAGAUUAAUUUUUUGUGUUGUUUGAGAACAAAUCUAGUCAGUUACAUCUGACAAAUCCGCAGUGAUCUCCUAUCAAGGCUGUCAUCUAUGUAGGUGUCACAGGGUUGAACUACUGAAGAUUGGCUCUGACAUAAUAAUAUGCAAAUUGUAUGGAUGACAUUCCUCCUAGACAGUUCUACAUAAUGGAUUAAUAUAUUGAUUUUGGUCACCAGGAUAAUACUGCUAAUAUAGACAAUUGAUAAUAGUGAUUGUUCAGGAAUUCCAGAAUGUUUUGAUUUGGAAAUCUACAAUAUAAUGUGGAAAACAAAAGAACCCCUUUGCAUUUUUAAAAAAGGGUUUGGCAAAAAACCCUACUUUCUUGAGUUAAAGAUGAAUAACAGGAUGUACAUACAGUAUAUCUAAGCUUUCAUGAUGGGCAGAAGUAAAUGAACAAAGGGUAAGUUGGUUUCAUUGAAUUUUUUUUUUCCGUAUCAGGAGCGACUUGCACCAAGUCGCUUCUGGUGUGAAAGAAUUGGCCGUCUGCAAGAACGUUGCCCAGGGGAUGCCCGGAUGUUUUGAUGUUUUUACCAUCCUUGUGGGAGGCUUCUCUCAUGUCCCUGCAUGGAGUUGGAGCUGAUAGAGGGAGCUCAUCCGUGCUCUCUCCGGAUUGGAGUUGAACCUGGGAGCCUUUAGGUCAGCUACCCAACCUUCAAGUCACAAGGCUUUAACCCACUCCGCCACUGGGGGCUCCGGUGAAAUAAAACGGACUAAAACAUCUUGAAUUUUGACUAUAAGGCAAUCAGCAUUUAUUUGACAAAAGAAGGUUAUAUACAAAUUAAACUUUUAUGAAGGAAAUAUGAAAUUCCAUAUUUUGCACAAUGGUAAUAUAAUUAACACAGCCAGACACAGUCAUUACAUACGAUAAUUUUUCAGAAGGUAAAAUCGGAAUCGGUUCAGCAUCACCAAAUUGAGAUUAAAAAGAUGCCCACAUUUCUCCAAUUUUUUUCAUCCUGUUAGAUAGACAGAGAACCAAAAUGAAUAUAUACAAACAAGUCCUAUUCAUAAAUACUGCAGAAGGCUGAACACAGUGUCUUCAAUCAUAUUGAUCAAGGAAACACCUCUAUUUUUAAACAACAUUACAAGUUAACUUUUAAAUGUAUUCUGACUCACAAUCAAAUGUAGGCACAUUUCAGUAGAUUUGGUGGACUGGACAUGAAUAUGCUGGCUGUAUCCUCCUUUAGCAGCUCCUCUAGUUCCCUAAAAAUGCUAUGUAAAGGGCAAGAGAGGAGCUAAGUUGAAUGUCCCAAGAGGGAGAUAUGAGGAAACUUCUACAAAGUAGCCUUUUGGCUCCAUACAUGUGUUUUGUGCUGAAUCAUUGGUUUUCAAAGAAGCUUUUGCUUCUUUACUUUUAUAUAAUGUCGUUUCCCUGUGGCUAUGGCCUCUGCUGAGAGCCAGUAUAGCAUUGUGGUUUGAGUGUUGGUCUACAAUUCUGGAGACCAGGGUUCCAUUCUGUGCUUAAACAUGGGAAUGGACAGGGUGUCCUUGAGCAAGUCACACACUCAGCCUCAGAAAACCCUAUGAUAGUUCUGCUACAAAUUGGAACCAACUUGAAGGCAUACAGCAAUAUGCCUUCAAGGCAACAACAGCCUCUAGUAACAUACAUCCCUUUUAAAAUUAAUCACUUGACUUCCAAUAACAUGUUUAUAGUAAAGGCCAGCUUAUAAAUGGGUUUUUGGAAUAAUGUGUGAAAGAACUAAUUGCAUAUCCUACAAAUAUUGACCACUGUACAAUGAAAAGCAUAAUCUUGGUGAUUAACUGUAGGCACUACCAGCUAAGAUAGCUGAGCACAGCUAUGUGAAAUUGUUAGCAAAAUAUUCAGCUUUUGGGAUUCCUAAAAUCCAUUAGACACUGGAUUUUAGGAAAAUCCCUCUAACUGUGGGAGGAAGAAAGUGAAGAGCAGCUAUGUGCAGAGGGAAAGCAAGCGUAGGAAAAAUGCAGAUAUGUUGACAUCAAUUGAUAUGUAGUGCGUAAUAACAUUCAAGAGUUAAGAAACAUUCCAGUUCAACUUACACAUUUUCCUUGAAGACGUUUUGUGUAAUUAAGUCCGUUUCUUGGUAGGGUUCAUCCUCACUACUUAGUCCCAAUGCUUCAAGUGCUAAAAUAUUGGAGAAAUUAAAGAAUCUUACAAGUGUUUGUACUAACAGAAUUCAAUUUCUUAGGAAUUUGCCUCACCUUCUUGUUCUGUUUACAUUUAGUGGUUCCCACCUUGGACUCUAGAUGUUGCUGGAGUAUAGCACCAUUAUCCCUAUUCAACAGACACAGCUGGGGCAACUAAUGUUGUUGUUCACUGCUGGUUGUAUAUAACACUGACUGGAAGGGAAUUCUGCCCAACAAGUGAUGAAUGUGCAGUGCAUUACCUAUGCUCCAAAAUACAUUAUCUUUCAAAUGUG